Didymodactylos carnosus is the source of this 513-nucleotide messenger RNA. Lineage: Eukaryota; Metazoa; Rotifera; Eurotatoria; Philodinida; Philodinidae. The record is from the annotation of a GenBank genome assembly.
AUGAUGAACGCUGCUUGCGAACAACUUUAUUUAAAAUUAUUUAAACAAAUACUCGAUCAGCUUUACAUGGAUUAUAACGAUUAUUUAAUAUUAUUGAAAAAUAAAUUAAAAUGGUUUACAAAUAUUACACCAGAUCGUGUUGAAGUUUUUUCAAUUGAUGAUGCUACAAAUUUAGGUGCAAUUAUUCCAAAUUUAAAUCACCCUGAAUUAUUACUUAGUGACUUUGAAUUGUUGCGUAAUGAUAUUAAACAAUGCAAUGAUAUGAAUACAGUUGUGGAUAUGUUAAAAAAUCGACAGAAUAUUUAUCCACGUCUUGCUGCUGUUUAUAAUUUUUUAUUAUCAUUAUCAAUAACGCUUGCAACAAAUGAAAGUGCUUUCAGCAAGAUGAACUCAAUCAAAAACUAUUUGCAUACAACACUUAGCAAUAAAAAAUUUGCAAGUUUAAUGAUAUGUUCAGUGGAAAACGAUAUGCUUGAUAAAGUCAAUUUGAAAUGUAUUGCACAUGAGUCAUGA